GACAGUUAUAUUUGCUUAAAAUGCCUCAAAUAGUACACACAAAAUGCAGACUAUCGUUCUAAUGGUUGGGGAAUCCUAAUGGUUUGUAAUUAAAGGUGAUGAUUUCUUGGAGAAACUUGGAAUGAAUUCACGCAGGGUUUCUGUCAAGUUCUUGCUCUGGCUGUUUGUUAUACAAGAAAAGGCAGGUGGAGUGUGUGUUACAAAGUAUCCGAGCAACUCAUUUCUUCACAAAUUCUGCAGCAUUCGCCGCUUCUUUUUUACCUCCACGAGUAUCACACAGCUGAGAUACUAUCUCUGGUUUACCAAACACAGCACCAGCUAGCCAAUGGGAGCGAUUCUUAUAGCAGAAAACCGCUAUACACUCAUAUCAUUCUAUUCCCGCCCUGAUUUGAGCAUAGAAAACGUACAACUGCAGCACUCAGGUCUCAUUGACUGACCAGAAAUCCAGCAAGCGACAUCUCAAUGGCGGAGGGUCCAUAAAGUGCAAAGCUACUGGCAUUUCGAGCCACGUUCUCAGUCAUGAAGGUUGCUCUCUUAUGUGGUCUGGUACUUGCCUGCUUGGUGUUUGUGGCGCAAGCCGUUCCAGCAAGUUUACGAUUCGAUAGUUCUAACAAAGCACUGCCUUACUCUCAGUACGAAGCUCCAUGGAACUUCACCACGGAGGGGACGUUCUCAUUUAUGUUUCGUACAAACACAUCAAAAGGAGCUCUACUUUACGGGGAAGUAAAGAAAGGAAACCACUACUUGUUUAUCACACUUGAUGGAGGCAUAGCGUUACAGUUUUAUUUGACAUUUUGUUUGAGCUAUGUUACACAACUUGAUAUACCUGGCAAUUUCUACGACAAUCAGUGGCACGAAGUCGCUGUUUUUCUCGGUUUAAAUGAAGUUACUCUGACGGUAGACAAAAUUCUGUCAGCGUCUACAGAGUGUAAACCAGACAUAAUUGAAAAAGAGAUCGCAAAGGAAAGAGGAAAGCGGUGGCAUCUGAUGUAUUUAGGAGGCAUACCUAUACCAAGCAAGGAAUGGAAAUUCCCUAGUCUUCAAUUCAACUAUUUCAGAUUUUAUGGUUGCAUCGGGAACUUGAUGUACCAGAAGGGCAUAGAGAAGGCCUUUCGAGCCAAACUCAAAGAGAAAGUCUUGGUAAAGCAUGGAUGCGAGAACGCGUGUAUAAGCCGUACCCAAUCCUCACGCUGCCGAAACGACGGCAAGUGCAUUGAUCACAUCAAGACGUUUGAAUGCGACUGUGAGGGGACUGGGUACGAAGGGAAGUACUGUGACCAGGAGUCGUCAAUGGUGUUCAUAAACGGGUCUACUUACAUCACGUACACCCCUAACCAAACCAAUCCUUACGCUGAUUGGUCCAUGAAAGUCAACCAGCUCUCAUUCCGAAUGGUGGCCAAGAACCCUAACGGGAUCGUACUGUACAUGGGCGACAGGGAAGCCGAUCAUUUUCUCAUCGAGCUCGUGAACGCUGCGAUACGAUUGAGUGUCAACCUUGGUGGAGGUAGCCUCAUCUUGCAAAGUAACGUGACGCUCAAUAUGUCCGCGUAUUACUGGGUCCAAGUGACUCGACGCCAGCGCAAGGUUAUAUUAGACAUCAACUAUGGCUGGGUCCAGAUGCAAGCAGAAACACCGGGCAGCUUGUCCUCUCUCGACCUCAAGGGCGACAGCAGAGUGGCUUACUUUGGGGGUGGCCCAGGAAAUAUCGUUUCACCACUCUCGCUCAGCAAAAGGAACUUUAGCGGUUUUCUGCAACAGUUCGUAUUUGAAGAAAUUAAUGUUCUCGACAAAAUUCUCAGACAAACAGACGACGAAAGGUUUAAAGCACAUGGCAGGGUCCCUGACGGCAGAUUGUACCGUGUACUUCUCCCCUGGAAGGAGACGACCGUCGGUUCAGGGUGUGAGCCUGGAGGCGGUGAUGACGAGGAUGAUGAUGGUUGUCGUAAAGACCGACCCACUGAGUGUUUGCUACCGGACUGCUCCCCCGAAGGUUCAUUUACGGAUAACGUCAUCUCAGACACCGAACGUCCCGCGACGCGACCCGUGAGGCGAUUAACAUACCCCACACCCUCUGAGGGCGUGGUCAUGUCGAGGCGGGAUGCCCCCCCUGAUCAUAGCGUGUCCCCCCUGAUCAUCGUUAUCAUCGUCAUUGCUGCCGUCAUAGCCGUGGGCAUUACGGUAUUCCUGCUAUACCGCUGGAACAAUAGGUAUAGUGGUUCGUUCAAGCCAAAUAAGGGAGAGCCUACAGACAGCGAGGCUGAAAUCCACCCAGCAAGAGGAUACGAACAGCCCGCCUUCUACGUCUCUCCGAAUAAGCCACCGAAAGGCGAAACAAUGGCGUGAAUUGGAGCAUAGAUGGGUCACAAAGAUGGGUUCUAAUGAGUUGAAGGACAGAUGAUUGCCGCUAACGUCAAGACGUCAGUAGAGACUUCAGGGCCGUAGUCUAGGGUUACAUCAGGACCGUAACUCGGGUUACUUCAGGGCCGUAACUAGAGUUACAUCAGGGCCGUAGCUAUGGUUACUUCAGGGCCGUAGCCUAGGGUUACAUCAGGGCCGUAACUAGGGUUACCUCAGGGCCGUAGCUAGGGUGACUUCAGGGCCGUAGCUAGGGUGAUUUUAGGGCCGUUGCUAGGGUUACUUCAGGACCGUUGCUAGGGUUACUUCAGGGCUGCAGCUAUGGUUACUUCAGGGACGUAGCUAAGGUUACUUCAGGGCCGUAGAUAGAUUUACCAGCGGGCCGUAGCUAAGGUGACUUCAGGGCCGUAGCUAGGGUGAUUUUACGACCAUAGCUAGGGGGAUUUUAGGGCCGUUGCUAGGGUUAAUUCAGGGCCGUUGCUGGGGUUACUUAAGGGCGGAGCUAGGGUUGGGCAAAGAGGACGCAAGCCCCUCCCACUCGAUCGAAAAAAACAGUAUUUUCUUACUGACUGACUUGCAUAUGCCCAUGUUUCGCGCCAUGUUACUUUGGGGCUUUUGGAGACUGGUGAUGACUUAUCAAACACUCUGGGAUAUGCCUGAUAUAACUAGAAAGACUACAGGCAAGCUGUAGAAAAACUAGAUGGUCUACCGGAAGGUCUUUUUCUGCAUAAUGGAAUAACUAGAAGGACUACAGGCAAGCUGUAGAAAAACUAGAUGGUCUGCGUAGGCAGGUGUAAAAAGGUAUAAAUCAACACAAGGUUGAAAAGGUAUGUUAAACGCCUCUGUUAAACAGAGUAGUUGCGCUGACGUUUCGAGCGUUAGCCCUUCGUUGGCUUUUAACAUACCUUUUCAACCUUGUGUUGAUUUCUACUCUGGGAUAUGCCACUGUCGUCAUACAGGUCGAAAUAAAGUAAAACCAUGCCUAAGAGCGUUAUAACCUAUACAUUGACACACGAACAAAAAUGAGUAAAUAGGCAUAAUUUGAAAUUGGUUUUAUAUUAUACUUGAAUCAGAGUUGUGAUAAAGCGAUAUAAUGGUCCGAUAUUUUACGACAAACAAGAAGCAGAAAAAAUCGUUUUGAGCGAAUCGUAUUGAUUCUUUGGUAGGAGGGGAGGCGUAUCUUCUGACAGGGCAGAUGUGAGAAUGUAAAAUCGCAGAACUAGAUAGUAUGAUUAUUUCAUUGUCCUUUUGGGAGAGUUCUAGCCUUUUUUUUGCUAACGCUACUUAAAGCGUUUUAUUUCUCUUGCAACAGGAUUCAUGGUCAAAUAAGAAGGGCUCGUUUCUUUAAACAUAGCAAAUUACUCUGCAAAAUGGAUUUGCUACCCCCAUUUCUUGAAAAAAAUUAAUGAUAAACAGUUGGAUCCAGGGUUAUUUCACGAAGGCGUGAGGGAACACAUAAGCAAAUAGCAGGAGGAAAAUAUCUGGAAUUAGCUCACUUAAAUUUCUUCUAAAUUUUAGUCCAAAAAGGAAAGGAGCACCACCAAACACAAACACCAUCAUCCCCCUCCCUCCAGAGUCUGCUACGCCCUUAUUUUGUAAAUAGAUGGAACACAGUGUUUUGCCCGUUUGGGUACGACAAUACUAUGUUUUAUUCCCUUAGAUACGCAUGAAUUCCAAAGAUCUUGGAUUACGACAAUUGUAACAAAUCCAACAAAUCAUUGUAUAAUUAAAAAAACUUUUACUGCUUCCAAUUGAUAAGUAGCACUAUAAGAGGUGUAACGAGACUAAUUCUAUCUAUAUAGCUUUUGAAAUACUUUUAUAAAUGAUAAUGUAAUGUAAAGAAUAAUUAUUUCUGGAAAUAAACAGAAUGUCUAAACUAA
Molecule: messenger RNA, 4235 nt
Organism: Nematostella vectensis (starlet sea anemone)
Lineage: Eukaryota; Metazoa; Cnidaria; Anthozoa; Actiniaria; Edwardsiidae
Product: neurexin-3
Exons: 8
Coding region: 520-2343 (607 amino acids)
Source: RefSeq, a predicted model, not a curated record